GUGACCUCACAAUCACUGUCCAGGCCUUCUAUCCCCCAGGCCAACAUCCAUCUUCUUCCAACUCUGCCCUUUAUCGUUACAUCCAGAGGACACAUCCUACCUCUGAGUCACCACACUAGCAGACCCAGGGAUCACGACAAAAAGAGUGUCAGUCUCUCCUGUGGGCACAGCUAAGACAUCAGCAUGUCACAAGACUUAGGAGACCUCAAGGAUCUGAUGCCCACUGAAAGGAAGUCUGUCUGGAGGACAGCUGAGGAGAGGCGGAUGUCUGACCUCACCCGUGUGCUGGAGUGGCUGGAAAGGAGGCAGGGCAAGAAGAAGCGUGCCCUCCAGGUGUGUACGUUGGAAGAAAUUGCUGGAAGACUUUAUGCAAGAUUAUUAACAGGAGAGAGAAUUGAAAUUCAACACCCCCUAGCAAAGGGGGAUCAUUUUUUAAACACUGGGAAAAAGAUCGAAGAGGUGGGCCAUGCAGAAGAGAAGGCAGGGAAGAAAGGCCCAGGGGCUAAAAAGAAGGACAAAGAGGGCCGCAAGGUGACCUUCAACAAGGAUGCUCAGCAUAAUUUCUCUCCUGGCUCCAAGAAUCAAGAUCCAAAUGCCAUCAAGAAGUUCCCUGCCGGUUACCAGAAGGGGUACAUAACAGAUGUAAAGGGCAAGCGUCUGAACAUGAUGUCCACCGCCUUCAGCAGGGAUGGCCUUAAGAAGUCUGGCCUACCUGGAUCCAGAAGAGGAUCAGAGAACAGAGGAUCAGACUUAGACAUCAAGGAUGUCAUAGCCCUAGAAAACAACACUCGGGUAAGCCCAUACCGCAGACAAAGCUCUGUUGAUCCUGUACUUCAGGACGCUAUGUUUGGCACACGGAGGGUAGGUCUGCUGAGAGAUUGGUCAAGCAAGGCUCCUGACGAUCGCAAGCUGAAGAGCCUCAUGGAGAAGGGCACAGAGCCCAAGAUAGAGUCAGCCAAGAUGCUGAAGCCGGAGGAGGUGCUGAGCUGCCGGUACCUGCGUUUGUCCAAGAACAACGUCAAGACCUUGAUCAAGCUGUGCAAGGAUGCAGGGAUGGAUGUGGAAAUCCACCCACACAUGAUAGAGGGCGAGAUAGACGCCAAGAAGAUAUUCGAACAUCGUAACAGCACAGCACUGUAGUAGUGCUGCCCCUUGGAGGCUCCUCCCAUGUGGCCUGAGCACCCUGGGGAUUGGCUUCCCUAAACUGCUCCGGUCGGCACCGCCCACUGGAGGCUCCUCCCAUGUGGCCUGAGCACCCACCCUGAGGAUUGGCUUCCCUAAACUGCACGGGUUGAACAAGUCAAACGCAUCACCACGA
This is a messenger RNA of Peromyscus maniculatus bairdii (prairie deer mouse), 1318 nucleotides long. RefSeq names its product chromosome 5 C16orf78 homolog (gene C5H16orf78). NCBI's taxonomy places the organism in Eukaryota, Metazoa, Chordata, Mammalia, Rodentia, Cricetidae. The record is from RefSeq and is a predicted model, not a curated record.